This is a messenger RNA of Musa acuminata AAA Group (dessert banana), 1056 nucleotides long. Its product is annotated as myb-related protein Zm1. The record is from RefSeq and is a predicted model, not a curated record. The transcript has 3 exons. Bases 1 to 912 code for a protein of 303 amino acids. NCBI's taxonomy places the organism in Eukaryota, Viridiplantae, Streptophyta, Magnoliopsida, Zingiberales, Musaceae.
AUGGGUCGAGGACGAGCGCCCUGCUGCGCGAAGGUCGGCCUGAACAAGGGUUCAUGGACGCAGGAAGAGGACCUGAGACUGAUAGCCUACAUCCAGAAGCACGGGCACGGGAAUUGGCGUGCUCUUCCUAAACUUGCAGGCCUGCUGCGAUGCGGGAAGAGCUGCCGCUUGAGGUGGAUCAACUACCUUCGCCCCGACAUCAAGCGUGGUAACUUCACAAAGGAAGAAGAAGAUACCAUAAUUAAUCUACACAAGUUGCUGGGAAACAAGUGGUCGAAGAUCGCGUCCUGCCUGCCGGGAAGAACAGACAACGAGAUCAAGAACGUGUGGAACACGCACUUGAAGAAGAGGUUGGCAUCCGAAGAGCGGAGAUCGAUGUCGGUCGACAAACCAGACGACUCUCAGAGCUCAUCUUCCUCGAGCACGUACCUCUCGUGCUAUGCUCAUGUGGAGAAAGAUGAUCCAAGUUUAGACUUAGCUGAUCUGUCAAUCGAAAUGUUUGAGCUCCCAAUGGAUAUAUGGGGGUCGCCACAGCAGGAGGAUGGCACAGGAGACGAGAGCUCCAAAGUUUCUCCUUGCUCUUCUUCAUCAGAUGCCAUGAAAGAUUUCUUAGUGACACCUGAUGCGGUGAUCCAGCUGGAAUCUCUGAGUCCAUGGCAGGAGGAGGCGGCGGCCAUGGCGGAGCUGACUCAGAGGAAUUCAGUAGAGGCGGCGGAAGGAGAAGACAAGAGCUUGGAAUGGCUGGAAUACUUGGAGAAGGAGCUCGGCUUAUGUGGAGCAAGCGAGGAGAUGAAUCAAGGGAGCUUCGUGAGGGAUGCAGCCGAGCAAACGGAGAUGGAGGAAGAUCCAGUGUCGAGUUAUUUCCAGAAGGAGCUGACUUCCACAUACCCUCUUGACUUGAGAUUAUCUUAGUACCUUAACGCCGAAAGCGUCUCCGUGCAUUGUCACAAAGUGGAGAGAUCUGUUUGCCACUGCUAUACUCUACUAAAAGACAUUAGCAGCUCGUCAUUUUGAGGAUAAAGAUACAUGUAAUGGUUAAAUAUACGUUGAAGAGUU